GUGGGGGCUUGGGCGCGGCUCUUGCAGUGGUGUGCUUCUUGCCACUGUCAUAAUAAAUAAGCAAAUAAGCAUGCCUUUGUGGGAAGGAGCCAAGUCUCGAGCACUGCAAUAAACUGAGGUGAUACAGCUUACAAGUGAACGUAAUAGUCUCAAUGGGUGCAGAAACAACGGCAGCAUUUGUUGCGGUGGAAGCUCCGGUGAUUGUUGGCCUUCAGCCUUCUGCACUGGUUGAUCAUAUGGCGAGGGUAGACUGGUCUGUUCUUCACAUUCCCGGAGAGACUGGUGGUUCACUCCCGGUUGCUAUCGAAGAGCUGGAGUACAUACUUAGUCAGGUGAAGAUACACCUUCAAUCCUCAAAUGGCCAAUCCCCUCUGAAGACGAUUGCAGGAGGUAGCGUUGCCAAUACAAUUCGCGGUCUAGCUUCUGGAUUUGGCAUUACAUGUGGUAUCAUUGGUGCAUGUGGGAACGAUGAACAAGGGGAACUGUUCUUGCAGAACAUGAAAUACAACAAUGUGAAUCUCUCCAACUUGAUAGCCAAAAAGGGCGCAACUGCACAAUGUGUGUGUUUAGUGGAUGGAACUGGUAACCGUACAAUGCGACCUUGUCUGUCAAGUGCAGUUAGACUACAGGCAGAUGACUUGAGAGGAGAUCACUUCAGAGGUUCCAAGUGGCUGGUUUUGAGAUAUGGGAUUUUCAAUUUGGAAGUGAUCCAUGCUGCUGUUAGGAUUGCCAAGCAAGAACAGGUUUUGGUCUCCCUGGAUUUGGCCAGUUUCGAGAUGGUGCGGAACUUCAGGCAACCCCUUUUGGAGUUACUGGAGUCCGGUAAUGUUGACCUCUGUUUUGCUAAUGAGGAUGAAGCAAAAGAGGUGGUAAGGGGUGAGGGUGAGGGGCAUACUGAUCCUGAAGCUGCUCUAGAUUAUCUGGGAACACGAUGCAAAUGGGCAGUAGUAACGCUAGGUUCUAAAGGUUGCAUAGCAAAGCAUGGAAACCAGGUAGUUAGAGUUCCUGCAUUAGGAGAGACACAAGUAUCCGAUGCCACGGGAGCAGGAGACCUCUUUGCAAGCGGAUUCUUGUAUGGAUUGUUGAAAGGAUUAUCCCUCGAGGACUGCUGCAAAGUAGGCGCUUGCAGUGGCGGAUCAGUGAUCCGUUCACUAGGAGGCGAAGUGUCACAGGAGAACAGGCAUUGGAUGUAUAAACAGAUGCAAAUCAAUGGUCUCUCUGUUCCCGAACUCGGCCUCUGAUUAAUCUCCUCCGAGACAGAAUAAGCAUUACAGUAUUAUUGCAUUCUCUGUGAUGCUUGCUUGUUCUAUCUCCAGCAACCUCUUUGCUCCUUUUCUUUUUUACAAGGACAGCCAUGUAGUCCAUCUUCUGGAAAAAAGUGACGAACAAACUUGCUAGUCCUAAUUUACUUUAACUUGGCUAUCUACUGGUAUUUUGUUA
Molecule: messenger RNA, 1440 nt
Organism: Daucus carota subsp. sativus
Lineage: Eukaryota; Viridiplantae; Streptophyta; Magnoliopsida; Apiales; Apiaceae
Exons: 8
Coding region: 153-1241 (362 amino acids)
Source: RefSeq, a predicted model, not a curated record